Molecule: messenger RNA, 578 nt
Organism: Manihot esculenta (cassava)
Lineage: Eukaryota; Viridiplantae; Streptophyta; Magnoliopsida; Malpighiales; Euphorbiaceae
Product: protein CASPARIAN STRIP INTEGRITY FACTOR 1
Exons: 3
Coding region: 91-372 (93 amino acids)
Source: RefSeq, a predicted model, not a curated record
UCUAACUGGAGACUUGUGUUUUCUUUUGCACCAUAGAUAAAUAUCAUUAGGAAGCUUAAUCGAGCUUAGAAAAAACAGAGAAUAAACAUAAUGGGUGCUUUCAUGUUUCUGAACAAGUUCACUCUUCUCUUCCUCAUUGCUUCAACUGCAUUGUCAUCACCAUCAUUUGCAGGUCGACGAUCCAAGUUCUUGGACAAGCUGGCCAACCAAGUGGAUGCUAGUAAUUAUGAGGAAUUAUCAAGCAAAACAUCAGACCAGGAUGAAGCAAGUAUAAUCCAUGAAAGAGUUCUGAGAGCUAACACCAAAGACUAUGGAAACUAUGAUCCUGCACCAGCUCUCGUUAAGCCUCCUUUCAAGCUUAUUCCAAACUGAAGGUCUAGCCAUGGUGGAACUGCUGACAAGAGUCUCUCUCUCUCUAUAUAUAUAUUUAUAUACAUAAUGUACGUGUGUGUGUCUAUAUGUCUAAUUUAUUAAAAGAGUAUGUAUGUAUAACUAGCUACGUCAUAUCAUUAUCUAAUGCACCAUAUUAUAUUUUUGGUAUAAACUACUGAGUGUCUGAAUUUCAUUGGUUUGAUUAA